This is a messenger RNA of Musca domestica (house fly), 5950 nucleotides long. RefSeq lists its product as uncharacterized. Gene Ontology annotation, molecular function: zinc ion binding; nucleic acid binding; aspartic-type endopeptidase activity. Gene Ontology annotation, biological process: proteolysis. The record is from RefSeq and is a predicted model, not a curated record. The coding region runs from base 1741 to 4446 and encodes 901 amino acids. The transcript is spliced from 2 exons. Lineage: Eukaryota; Metazoa; Arthropoda; Insecta; Diptera; Muscidae.
ACAGGAGUUUCGGCUCGCUGUUCCACAGGAGCUUCGGCUCGCUGUUCCACAGGAGUUUCGGCUCGCUGUUCCACAGGAACUUCGGUUCGCUGUUCCACAGGAACUUCGGUUCGCUGUUCCACAGGAGCUUCGGCUCGCUGUUCCACAGGAGUUUCGGCUCGCUGUUCCGUAUUAUAGUCAAACGUUGGUAGUGGAGUAGACGUAGUUAGAGAAUCGUAGCUAGGCUAGUUACCUCGCCCCUGUAGCCGACCCGAAUAACAGAAACCCGAGCUGACGAACGAGCCCCGAACCAUCUACACGAACGCAUCGGUUGCCGAAUCUACCCUCAACGAGCUGUCAAACACGAACGAGCCCCGAACCAUCUACACGAACGCAUCGGUUGCCGAAUCUACCCUCAACGAGCUGUCGAACACGAACGAGCCCCGAACCAUCUACACGAACGCAUCGGUUGCCGAAUCUACCUUCAACGAGCUGUCGAACACGAACGAACCCCGAACCAUCUACACGAACGCAUCGGUUGCCGAAUCUACCCUCAACGAGCUGCCCAACCAGUACAAAUGUCAAUCUAAUCAUCAUAAUUCCUGAUCGUCGACAACCGACGACCACAAGUUCCCGAUUACCUUCAAAUCGUCAACGAACACAAGUUCCCGAUUACCGUCAAAUCGUCAACAGACCGCCUCACCCGAACACAAUCAUCAUAAUUCCUGAUCGUCGACAACCGACGACCACAAGUUCCCGAUUACCUUCAAAUCGUCAACGAACACAAGUUCCCGAUUACCAUCAAAUCGUCAACAGACCGCAUCACCCGAACACAAUCAUCAUAAUUCCUGAUCGUCGACAACCGACGACCACAAGUUCCCGAUUACCUUCAAAUCGUCAACGAACACAAGUUCCCGAUUACCAUCAAAUCGUCAACAGACCGCAUCACCCGAACACAAUCAUCAUAAUUCCUGAUCGUCGACAACCGACGACCACAAGUUCCCGAUUACCUCCAAAUCGUCAACGAACACAAGUUCCCGAUUACCGUCAAAUCGUCAACAGACCGCAUCACCCGAACACAAUCAUCAUAAUUCCUGAUCGUCGACAACCGACGACCACAAGUUCCCGAUUACCUUCAAAUCGUCAACGAACACAAGUUCCCGAUUACCGUCAAAUCGUCAACAGACCGCAUCACCCGAACACAAUCAUCAUAAUUCCUGAUCGUCGACAACCGACGACCACAAGUCCCGAUUACCUUCAAAUCAUCAACGAACACAAGUUCCCGAUUACCGUCAAAUCGUCAACAGACCGCAUCGUCCGAACGCAAUCAUCGUAAUAAUCUGAUCGUCAACGACCGACGACCACAAGUUCCCGAUUACCUUCAAAUCGUCAACGCAAGCGUCACCCGAACGCAACAUCGUAAUUCCCUAUCUUCUUCACAAUCAACCUCCGACGGUCAUCCCCGAGUAUCCGAUCGUCGACUAGCCACACUCACAUCAACCACCCGAGUACUCAUUGCGUACACCCGACAUCAUCACUCCCGAUUGUUCACGAAUCCCCGAUCACCAAUUAAGCAACAUCACCUUGGAGUCACGAACAUAUCCGAAGUCCAUUUGCCAUCCUAUAUUCAAUACUUAUCUUAUCGUAUUUCAACCCGAGUAGAUUGUAAUCUAGAAUUAAAGAUCAAUAAAACAUCCGAUAUUUACCCCCAGGAAAGGGAGAAAUCUACUCUUAUUAUUUCAUAAGGUUUAGUGGGUCCUUAUGGCGACCCUGGGUACAGCUGAGCUUACCUCAGCCGUCGAGAAAACCACGUUACAAAUGGCGCCCGAGCAGGGACCUGAUUCGAAAUCGCAUCGCGGCAAAACCGAAACAUCCGCCACCGAGGACGAGUCAAGUCAGAAAUACGAUAAGAAAUUGAAACCCGAAUCCCUAGGAUGGAUUUAUCUGCUGAAGAAAGAACAACUGAUAGAGCAAUGCCAGGCGGCAGCUAUACAAACAGAGGGAUAUACGGUCGAGCACCUGAGGAGGCAACUGGCGGACUUCGUGAGAAAAAAGCGACUGAGGAGUUCGACCGAGAAUUUAUUACGUGACUUGGAAAAUGAGCUCCAGGCAGAAGAAAAAACAGUCGUCACUCAAGAGUGUUUGCAGAUUCCCGAGCGACCUCCUCGCCGGGAGAGUUGUGAUUCCGAGACCAUGAGUAUGGUACAGCGAUGGAACUUAAAAUUUACAGGCGAGGGAGAUUUGUCCGAGUUUUUGGAAAGACUAGAGGAAUUGGCCGAGUGCUACCGAAUACCCCACGACCGACUCGUAUCCACCCUGCCCUGCAUCCUGGAAGGUAACGCGCUUAAAUGGUAUAGAGUCAAGAAAGGCGAUAUCACGACCUGGAAGUCGUUCCGAAUAGAGGCCGAAAAAUUUUUCUUGUCAAAACGUCAUUUAACACAACUUGAACACUCGUUUUAUAACAGGCGACAAUUCAAUCGGGAGAAGGCCAAGGAUUUUGUUCUUCAAAUGCUAACCAUGGCAAAGCAACAUCCUACCCUACGACAAGUGGACCACCUGGAUCGGAUUUACGACGGCCUUCGACCCGAAUACCGUCAUUACGUUCGUCGGAGUGACUUUCAGACUUUGGACGAAUUGAUGUCUCUGGUGGACGAUUUCGAGCUGUUGAAGAAGGACGAGGCUCGUGUCGAACGUCCACAUACGUCUCACAUGGUAUCGCAGACCUCGGGAGGAUAUAAUAGGUCAACGCAUUGUUGGCGUUGCAAAAAGAAGGGCCAUAUACGCUACCAGUGCCAAGAAAAGGGAAAAUUGUUUUGCUCCCAUUGUGGCAAGGAGGGUAUACUAUCCCGAAACUGCGAGUGCCGAGCGAACCCGACCAUCGACACCGAUCAUCAUGGGAGAUAUUACAUUUGGAUCUUCCUCAAUGGGAAAGGUUUGUGGGCUCUCGUAGAUACCGGAGCUUCGCUUACCUACAUCGAUAGCUCAGUCGGCAAGUGGUUGGACACGAAAAGGGUUAAACCGAUCACGAUAACCCGAAGAGUACAGCUUGCUGACCAACAAAUGGCCACCUGUGGAAGGGUAUACCCGGUGUCGAUUGUCUUCAACGACCAAGCCACCUCCAUAGAGGCGACAGUACUACCGACGCUUGCCGAACCUGUAGUUCUAGGGAUGGAUUUCCUGCUGAAAAGAGGUCUGGAUAUCGUCUUAGACGGGAAGGUCGUCCCCAAGGCAGCGAUUACUGAUCGCUCCGGUCUGCAUUACCUGCACAGCAUAUCGGACUGGGUGCUGUCGCCCCAAAAGAAGAACCAGUUACCCGAGAAUCAUGUAAUACCUCACCGACGAGCCUAUGAAAACUACAACGGUUUCCGUACCAGAGUUCGACGAUCCUUCCGAGUUCAUACCAAAUUAGUCACCAACACGGAUUUUACGAAGGCUAAACCUUUAAAAGUUCCAGUCCAGUCGCCCACUAAAACAUGCAAACCCCCGGAAUCAAGACAGCGAAUUACCGCAAAAACAAAAUCGGUGUCUCCGCCGGCAAGUUUAUCGAAGAGGCAAAUGGCAAUUGAACCAGCAACUAGAGACCUUUUGCCGAAAUAUCAACAAGGAAAGACGACCAAGGCUGCACAGCCUGCAGCACCAGCAUAUUAUCAUAUAACCCGGCCGAAACAGCACGACUAUCUCCGUGAAGCAUCACUUUCCCAAGCAGGGGGGGGAUGUAACAUGCUGAUUUCAUCACGUACAUUUAUACGAACAAACAAACGCACCUAUUACACAAUGAGAACAACUACAGCGGCCACUGCAAGUGCGACGCUAACUGCACCAACCAACCACCACCACCAUGCACACACGACUCGGUCAUACGCAGUCAACAAGGCGACAACAGCACUAGCCAACAAACGCAGCAUUCAUUGGGCGCGUGGUGAACAAAGUAGUUUUCGGUGGUGUGCUGCUCACAGCGUAAGGCUAAAAAUUCGCAAUGACUUGGAACUUCGGUUCGCUGUUCCACAGGAACUUCGGUUCGCUGUUCCACAGGAACUUCGGUUCGCUGUUCCACAGGAGCUUCGGCUCGCUGUUCCACAGGAACUUCGGUUCGCUGUUCCACAGGAGUUUCGGCUCGCUGUUCCACAGGAGCUUCGGCUCGCUGUUCCACAGGAGUUUCGGCUCGCUGUUCCACAGGAGCUUCGGCUCGCUGUUCCACAGGAACUUCGGUUCGCUGUUCCACAGGAGCUUCGGCUCGCUGUUCCACAGGAACUUCGGUUCGCUGUUCCACAGGAGUUUCGGCUCGCUGUUCCACAGGAGCUUCGGCUCGCUGUUCCACAGGAGUUUCGGCUCGCUGUUCCACAGGAACUUCGGUUCGCUGUUCCACAGGAACUUCGGUUCGCUGUUCCACAGGAGCUUCGGCUCGCUGUUCCACAGGAGUUUCGGCUCGCUGUUCCGUAUUAUAGUCAAACGUUGGUAGUGGAGUAGACGUAGUUAGAGAAUCGUAGCUAGGCUAGUUACCUCGCCCCUGUAGCCGACCCGAAUAACAGAAACCCGAGCUGACGAACGAGCCCCGAACCAUCUACACGAACGCAUCGGUUGCCGAAUCUACCCUCAACGAGCUGUCAAACACGAACGAGCCCCGAACCAUCUACACGAACGCAUCGGUUGCCGAAUCUACCCUCAACGAGCUGUCGAACACGAACGAGCCCCGAACCAUCUACACGAACGCAUCGGUUGCCGAAUCUACCUUCAACGAGCUGUCGAACACGAACGAACCCCGAACCAUCUACACGAACGCAUCGGUUGCCGAAUCUACCCUCAACGAGCUGCCCAACCAGUACAAAUGUCAAUCUAAUCAUCAUAAUUCCUGAUCGUCGACAACCGACGACCACAAGUUCCCGAUUACCUUCAAAUCGUCAACGAACACAAGUUCCCGAUUACCGUCAAAUCGUCAACAGACCGCCUCACCCGAACACAAUCAUCAUAAUUCCUGAUCGUCGACAACCGACGACCACAAGUUCCCGAUUACCUUCAAAUCGUCAACGAACACAAGUUCCCGAUUACCAUCAAAUCGUCAACAGACCGCAUCACCCGAACACAAUCAUCAUAAUUCCUGAUCGUCGACAACCGACGACCACAAGUUCCCGAUUACCUUCAAAUCGUCAACGAACACAAGUUCCCGAUUACCAUCAAAUCGUCAACAGACCGCAUCACCCGAACACAAUCAUCAUAAUUCCUGAUCGUCGACAACCGACGACCACAAGUUCCCGAUUACCUCCAAAUCGUCAACGAACACAAGUUCCCGAUUACCGUCAAAUCGUCAACAGACCGCAUCACCCGAACACAAUCAUCAUAAUUCCUGAUCGUCGACAACCGACGACCACAAGUUCCCGAUUACCUUCAAAUCGUCAACGAACACAAGUUCCCGAUUACCGUCAAAUCGUCAACAGACCGCAUCACCCGAACACAAUCAUCAUAAUUCCUGAUCGUCGACAACCGACGACCACAAGUCCCGAUUACCUUCAAAUCAUCAACGAACACAAGUUCCCGAUUACCGUCAAAUCGUCAACAGACCGCAUCGUCCGAACGCAAUCAUCGUAAUAAUCUGAUCGUCAACGACCGACGACCACAAGUUCCCGAUUACCUUCAAAUCGUCAACGCAAGCGUCACCCGAACGCAACAUCGUAAUUCCCUAUCUUCUUCACAAUCAACCUCCGACGGUCAUCCCCGAGUAUCCGAUCGUCGACUAGCCACACUCACAUCAACCACCCGAGUACUCAUUGCGUACACCCGACAUCAUCACUCCCGAUUGUUCACGAAUCCCCGAUCACCAAUUAAGCAACAUCACCUUGGAGUCACGAACAUAUCCGAAGUCCAUUUGCCAUCCUAUAUUCAAUACUUAUCUUAUCGUAUUUCAACCCGAGUAGAUUGUAAUCUAGAAUUAAAGAUCAAUAAAACAUCCGAUAUUUACCCCCAGGAAAGGGAGAAA